CAGCAUCAUCAGCUCCACAGCCUUAUCCGCCUUCGCUCGCGGUGCCGCAGCCCUGACUAUUCAUAGCGCCUUCCGUUGCCGUCCACCAUGGUAGCCAACGGUGCGCGCAAAGCGCCGAAGGCGCCCACACACUCAACUAAACAUGGCUUGGUCGAUCCUAGCGCCUACGAUGACAUGUUCACCGACAAGGAAAAGAAGCCCGCCAAGUACAAGCUUAAGAAGCCGACGGUCAAGCAGAGCCAGCCGGGCAACUGGAAGGAGAGUGAGAUAGUUGAUGCGAACGAUAAAAAGAUAGAACCGCCUCCUGGACCCUCCUCGCCGCUCGUUAACCAGCUUGACGAAAAGACAACCGCCGCGUUUGCCACGAAUCGCCCUCUGGAGGACCACCUUGACACCGUCCAGUGCCGUCACUGUCGCCGUCCCGUUUUGCGAACCGCAGCCAAAGACCACAUCAAGGAAUGUCUGGACAAGAAGCAAGCGAAACUGAAGAAGAAGAAGGAAGCCAAGGAAGCGAAAGAGGCCGCCAUUCGCCGUGAGAAGGGAAUCGAAAGCGGCGACGAAGGACCGCCAAAGAAUGCGCGCAAGAGCGCAAAAGGUGCGUUUGACGGCGAGGGUGCCAAGAAGAGCAAGAAGCGCAAAGCCGACGGCGACGCGGAGAAGGCUCCUGCGAAAAAGAAGAAAAAGGACGAGCCAAAGGCCAAGAUCCCGAAGCCCAAGGGCCCGGUCGAUGUGGAGAAGCAGUGUGGUGUCUUGCUGGCUAAUGGAGCCAUGUGCGCGCGCAGUUUGACCUGCAAAUCGCAUUCAAUGGGUGCAAAGCGCGCAGUUCCUGGCCGUUCGCUGCCGUACGACAUGCUGCUGGCACAGUACCAGAAGAAGAACCAGGCCAAGCAGCAGCGCGCUGCCAUCGACGCAAACGCGCCUCUGGCCGACGAUUUCGACAAUCACGGGCCUAUCGACUCGGACGAGGAAAAAGACGCCAUCAUGGCCGCGAUCGCGCGCUCGAAGCCGCAGCCUCUGGCAACCCGGCCACUCAUCUCCACCAAGUCGAAAUAUCAAUACAUACGCAUGAAAGAACUGCUGCACAAUGCGCUAGGCGGCAGCAGGGGCGCCGGCCUCUUCUCGACAGGCGCUGCUCCAGCCGACGGAAACAUAGGCAGUCGAGGCUUUCUAGGCGGCCUCUUUGGCAGUGGCAACGACGGCGGGAGCGCGUUCAGCGGCCUGCUGGGCCACAAUAGCGCCGAGUCGCUGGAUGCGCACAGGCGGCAGACCAGCGUCGGCGGCCCGAGGCAGAUCCUGCCGGGACAGCUGCCACCGCCGUCGAGGAAGCCGAGCGUCUCUGGUGUGGGUACCUUGGGUUAAGAGAGCUGCACGACAUGCACGCUGCACACUUCUUGUGGCCGUGAAAGGGCAUUUUUUAAUGACUGAUAUUUGAGAAUCGGCAGGGGUAUUUUGGUUUUUGACUUGCUGGAUAAGAUCCGCUUUCUUCACGGAUGGAUGGGAGUUUUGGGCAUGGUCCAGAUUGGGAUGAGCUGAAUGUGUGCUACGGAUUAUGGAAAUGGGCGUUAUGGAUGGUGGGAUUGGCGUCAUAUACCCUCUCUACUGCCGCCUUGAUGGCGUGCGGUUCUUGCGGCGAUGGACUCGCGUGGAAUUAUAUCUUUGACAAAGCCGGCGGACAGCGACAGGCCUUGGAUGCAACCGUUUGCAGCCGUCGCGCCUUGGCUGCUGCCUACCAAUUUGUGCUAUU
Molecule: messenger RNA, 1744 nt
Organism: Aplosporella prunicola CBS 121167
Lineage: Eukaryota; Fungi; Ascomycota; Dothideomycetes; Botryosphaeriales; Aplosporellaceae
Exons: 3
Coding region: 88-1359 (423 amino acids)
Biological process (GO): regulation of transcription by RNA polymerase II; regulatory ncRNA-mediated heterochromatin formation; RITS complex assembly
Cellular component (GO): SAGA complex
Source: RefSeq, a predicted model, not a curated record